This is a messenger RNA of Porites lobata, 1698 nucleotides long. The record is from the annotation of a GenBank genome assembly. Lineage: Eukaryota; Metazoa; Cnidaria; Anthozoa; Scleractinia; Poritidae.
AUGAUACCAAUCAUGCAGAGAGAAGUCAACACCUUUGUAGAUGUGGUAUGGAACUGUCACAGAAUCUGUGAGCAAAGAGACACUUUCCUACCUGAUGGAGUGCCCAAUCACAUGUACAGUUUUCCAGAUAAAUAUGGACUGGAGGACCGUGGUAGGUAUCUGUGUAAUUUUUUUUACCAGGGUUCUACUUUUGAUCAGUGUCAGGAUUCCAAGUAAAAACUGGCAAAAGGGCAGUAGGGAUCCAAGAGUCAAAUAUAGGCAAAGUCGUGAAAAGGUAUGACAACUUACAAACUAAGUGAAUCAAAGUGAAUCUCAAACAUCAUUCGCUAACUCAAGUCACGUGCAAUGAUUGUGUGACAGUAGUCAAGCCCCCUGGAAGUGAUUGUCAAUUUGAAAAGUGGAACUGCAAAAUAGCUUCUUAUUUCAGAUUUAUGGGGUUUCUGCAGUACAUGACAAGCUUCUAAAAAAUCCUGCUUUAACAACCACUAUUGUAUAUUGUUUUUAUUCACUUUUUUGAAAUAUUCCCAAACUACUAUUUUGUGGGUUUUGUAAAAAAAAUUUGAGUCACCUUCAUUAAGCACUAGUACCUAUUUUGAAGGAUAUGAAGUCACAGAGGAACAGCUAGAAGAAGUUGCGGAGCCUUCAGAAGUUCUCACCAGCAAUGAUGAUUACUUGAGUGCUGAGUUCAGGAAUAAAUGUGAACAAGUAAUCCCUGAUCCAUUAGAGAUUGAUGUCAGUGAUUUUGCACAUGCUUUUCGGUGUCUCAAAGAAAAUGUAGAUAUACAUACAUAACAAGACGAUGCAAGGAGAUUGCAAGAUCAAAGGAAUUUAACAGAACAUAGCUGAAUAGGCCAUUUUACUGUCAUGUCAAGCAAGUGACCUGACCUUAAACAGUGGUGAGGCUGAAGUUCACCUUGUUUCAUAAACAUUGUGGUUUUGUGUGUACCAGCUACUUAGCAUAAAAACACCACAAGAAAUAAAACUUCUAAAUUUCCCUCUCCACCUCCCGCCCCCAAUAAACUAAAGAUGGACUGGUCGAUAGACCACUUCUGAGUUCCAAAAACCGUCACUUCCAAAAUGACACCAAGUGCACAUCCUUUGUUGUGGAAAUGAGAUUUAUUCCCAUGAGAAUAAAGAAUCACUCCCAUAUCAAAGGCUGAGCACUUAACUUCCUUUUGAUACAGAGGCCAGGGGUAACUCAGAAUUGGCCUAUUUUAAGAUGGCACUUGGCCACUAAUUAAGUCAACUUGUGAGGCCCCCUUUCAGGGUGAAUUCUGACAUCCCACAUGGCCUUGAAACAGUGACACAAGGCAGAUGAAAUAGCACCAUAGACAUGAAGAUGAAUAUCAAAACCUGUGACCACAUUGAGAAAAAUCACAAGUACAAGAGUAAAAUACUGACAUCCAUGUCUCCUUUUCAAUUCAUGAAACUAACACUUGUGAAUUCAGGUAUAGGGACAUAAUUACGCACCCUAAGAGGGAAUCUUAUCGAAAGAAAAACUUAUAAAACAAAACCCAAAAUUUAACAGUUGAUUGGAAGAUUACAGUGUACUGGGUUUAGACACUCGAAUGCAGUUAAUUGUAAUAGAUAGAAGUAAUCACUGUACUUGUGGCAGGCAAUGAAGUUCCGUAUGUGAGCCUGGGACAGAUUACCUUUACUAAACUGCAUGAUUCUGGGCUCUAGCUCCUUAAAGACGAC